CAGCAGCUCAUUUCAUAUUCAAGGUGCUGCUUCCUGCAACAGGUGUGUGGGCUACCGCAUCCACACAACGCAAGAGUUUCUGGACCCAUUUUUUAAAAGUUUUAAAACAAAUUUUAAAUUUGUUUUUAUUUAUUUUAUUAUUUACACGUUUUUUUCCUUUGGUGAAUUUAACCCGUUAAAAGUCGGUGGAUUACGGAAACUGCGCUCAUUUAUUCAGAACACCUAGAGCUCUUCGCGGAAUUCUUUCCUCCGCGUUUCUAAACCGAUAUUGUGAUACAGUAACUUAUCUUGAAACCAUACUGCGAGAAGAUGGCAAAUAAAGGAAUGCAGCUCCUGGGGUUUUCUCUGUCGAUUCUCGGCUUGAUUGGGCUCAUUGUUGGCACAAUCUUGCCCCAGUGGAAGAUGUCUGCCUACGUUGGAGAUAAUAUAAUCACAGCGAUAGCGAUGUAUCAAGGCCUUUGGAUGUCGUGCGCUUCUCAGAGCACCGGGCAAAUUCAGUGCAAGGUGUAUGACUCCAUCCUCCAACUCGACGGUGCUCUCCAGGCAACUCGCGCCCUGAUGAUUGUAUCAAUCAUUGCCACUGUAAUGGGUCUGGGUGUGGCCAGCAUGGGCAUGAAGUGCACUAACUGUGGUGGUGAUGACAAGGUCAAAAAGUCUCGCAUUGCCAUGACAGGCGGUAUAAUCCUCAUAGUUGGAGCUCUCAGUAGCAUUGUUGCCUGUGGCUGGUUUACAAAUCAAAUUGUCCGGGACUUCUACAACCCUUUCACACCUGUCAAUACCAAGUACGAGUUUGGUGCAGCCAUUUUCAUUGCCUGGGCAGGCGCUUUCCUGGACAUAAUGGGUGGAGUCAUGUUGGCUGCAUCCUGCCCAAAGGGUAAAGCAUCUCCCAAGUACCCAAGGUCCUCCAGACCACCAAGCAGCAGCAAGGAGUACGUUUGAGUGGCAUCCAUUGUUCACAAGUUGGAGAAGACCUUAAAGAAUUGUGGAGUUCUGGUAGAACUUUCCCUGGCCAACUAAUAUGAGAACUGUUUAGAUUUUUAUUUAUUUUAUUGUUAUUGAAAGUAGGCUUAGAAUAGAACAAACAAACAGGUCAGAUUUUACUGAUGCUCGGAUACAGCAGCCCACCUCAGAUAAAGAGGUGCUUUCCUUUUGAUAUAAAGCACAAUUUUAGUCUUUUACAGUUUCUAUUAUAAAUUGUUACUGAUGUGAGUUUGAAAGAGAGGUUACUUCCCCAGUGUGUUCCAAAUUUCAUAAAACUGCCAUGUUUAUUGAACAUGAGGGAAGGAAUGCUCAGGGAAAAUAAUUACUCAUGCCUCUAAGUUACAUUGCAUCUCUGCUUCUUAAAGCCAUGUCCUGAUCCUCUCUGCUUUGCUUGCUGUGCUUCUUCUGAGCCAGUAGUUGUGCCAGACACUAGGAUACAUAAAAAGAACAAUGUGAUAUUGCUGUUUCUUUUUUUUUUUUCUUUCUUUUAAGGUCAGAGUACAAACAGGCUAACUCAUGCAAAGUUCUAGUUCAUUUUGCAACAUGAUUUCAGUUUGGUUCCUGUGCCACUAAAACCUCUCUAACAAUUUAUUUUAAACAAAUUAACAUCCUCUAAGGGAAGCACUACUUUGAAAAACGAUUACUGAAAGGAAAAGGCUACACAUUUGUUCCUAUUGCUAGGGAGACAGACUUAAUGGUGCUGUAAUACCAACAUGCAUGAAAAAUACCAGCAAAUUACUGUUUCAGUCAUUAUCAACUGAACUGCCCAAAGAGCACUUUUGUCUAUGAUGAAUAAAAUGUUUAGAUAUGACUAGAAAUACUCCCAACAAGGCACUCAACUGUUCACAUUUUACAAGAAUUUCAUGGAUAUGUCAGUUUCUUUUACUGAGCAACAUGAUCAAUGCUUUUCACUUUGUCAUGAGCAAUGUUGUGCUUCACUUUUAUAUCUUUAAGAACUGUUUUAAAACCAAAGGAAUGGCUCUUAUUUUUUUGUAAAGUGAAACUUUUCAGUGCCUUUGUGCUCCAGUGUCGGCCUUGUUGUGUACAUUUAUAAAGCUAAUAAGUUACAAAUGUUUUCAAAGUGCUCUUAUUUCAAACAGAAGAAGAAAAAAGGCUGAGGAUUAGUUGAAGCUUGGUUUUAUCACAGCUGGUUACAAACCAGGUUUCAUGUGGGUGAAGUAUUGUUUUUUUUUUUUUUUUGGUCUGUGCUUAGACCACUUGAGGUGGGCUGCCCCUGUUAUAAUCAUUUUAUAUUUGUGACCAACAUAUGCAAAUAUUUAACUUUUAAUUUUUUUUUUUUUUUUUUUUGUCUGUGCAAGUUUGCAAAUUAACAAUUGUAUGUAAAUAAAGUUUUUUAAAUGAGA
Molecule: messenger RNA, 2345 nt
Organism: Myxocyprinus asiaticus (Chinese sucker)
Lineage: Eukaryota; Metazoa; Chordata; Actinopteri; Cypriniformes; Catostomidae
Product: claudin-7-B
Exons: 4
Coding region: 310-939 (209 amino acids)
Biological process (GO): cell adhesion; bicellular tight junction assembly
Cellular component (GO): plasma membrane; bicellular tight junction
Molecular function (GO): structural molecule activity
Source: RefSeq, a predicted model, not a curated record